Molecule: messenger RNA, 1398 nt
Organism: Talaromyces amestolkiae
Lineage: Eukaryota; Fungi; Ascomycota; Eurotiomycetes; Eurotiales; Trichocomaceae
Exons: 1
Coding region: 1-1398 (465 amino acids)
Source: RefSeq, a predicted model, not a curated record
AUGGUUCAGUUCCAGCUUCUACCAUUUUUCCUGACCAUCGGUCUCGUCUGUGGUACAUUCACAGUCCAGGACCCUAGCGACUUUCAAGAUCUUAGUCAGGAUGCCAGCGACAACUCUAUCCUCGCCGACUACAACAUCACACCCGUCAUGUACCAAGAAAACCCCAUUCAAGGCGCAUAUUACUAUAGUGAUGUAGAAAAAGUUCUUUCCCAUCAAACAUUCCAAGAAACUUCCAACGACACCAGCGUCAUUGUUGUGACUGAACGAUCUGAAGUCAAUGUCUCCUAUUCCACCAUAAUCAAGCACGGAUACGCGUCCAACCUCUAUCAGUCAAGCUUUUAUGGGACCAACGCUGCCGUCAAUGUCGCAAAUGCAUCCGUUGCCCAUUUGCACAACGUGAACAUCACAACACAUAAUGGUGCGGCAAACGUGUAUGCGUAUGGGACCGACACCUACGUAUAUGUGGAACAUUCCACUCUUUACAGUUCCGGUCCUAUUGCACACGGUCUCUAUGCGAGUGGGAAUGGAACAGUUGUUGGCCGCAAUGUCAAACAUUACUCCGGUGGAAACCGUGCUUCCUCCUUUGCUGGUGAUAACCCUGCUGGCUAUAUCUAUGUCUACGACUCCGAGGCGCAUACGGCGGGUGUCGGUAGCGCUAUUUUCUAUGCCCUGGGUACAAUCUACGGCCAGAAUAUCGUUGGUGUUGCGGAUAACUCGCCUGCACUUUUCUCAGAUGGCGUCCAGACUGUCAAUCUCGUGGAUGUUGAUCUAACAGGAGGUCUGCUCGGUGGUAUCGUCAUGUUUAGCUCCUCAGAACGCCAGUCAGGUGCUUCUAUCAAUUUUACCAACUCGGUUCUCACGGCUUUGCCAAAGACCGCGCCUACUUUGUGGUUCGGUAAUAUUAUUGCCAACUCGCAUCUCGUCAGCACGCAGCUCAAGGCCUCUUCGGGGGUGCUCGUCGUUGCUAACUACUCUCAAGUCACCCAAGCAUUUGAUUMCUAUGCCGGUUAUCCCGACAACAAUGAUCUCCUUCCUGCUGAAGUAACUAUCGUCGUGGAGCAGUCCCGCUUAGCUGGAGAUCUUGUGGCUUACAACAAAAGCAGCAUCUCUUGGUCGUUGACUGAUUACUCCUCCUGGGAUGGUGCCGCGUAUAGCGGCUACGGUGAAAGCUAUUUUGCUGUCUCGCUCGACCACACUUCCAACUGGACCCUAACUCGGGAAACAUAUCUAACGAACUUCACCGACGCGGACGAGACUUUGGCUAACGUGUUUAGCCAGGGUCAUAACUUGUACUAUGAUGUCAACUCUUCCGCAAAUGAAUGGUUGCAUAAAAAGACUGCUGUUCUGAAUGGAGGUGGAAAGCUGAUCCCUGCAAACCAUGGAGCGGUCAGUAUAUGA